UGAUUACGCGGCGGCGGUGCGCAUUCUUUCUCACGAGUCUCGGUUGCUUGCAUGGCGAAAGGCAUUUCAUUCUUGUUUCCAUCAUGAGUUCGUUAGAAGCGCAGGUCGACGCCGUCAAGGCUGCUUUGGCGCCAUCGUCAACAUGCACACCGUCAACAAUCACCACAUUACGGCGGCUUCUGCAGUCGAAAGAUACAGACAAGCUGAAGACGACGACAGCGACGCCAGCCAAGACACCAAAGACACCAUCGAGAGCUAGGAAAACUGCGCCGAAAGAGGAAACGCUGGAUGUGAAGGAGCAGAGUGCUCUGGCGACCUUUGUCGUCAAUAGUACAUUGAAGACCCUGUCAGAAGCCUCGAAGACACAGCCGAAACCCUCGAAACCAGAAUCGUCGAACCCCGAGCCCCGGAAAGGUCUGCGACGGUCUCUUUCUACGCCUCUCAGCCCAGCCCAAGCACGCACAUUGAACCGAACAGCGACAAUGCCCAUUGAUGCGACAAAACCCACAAAGAGCACUUCAGCAUCUCCGAGCAGCAAAUAUGCCCCCGUGGCAGAGUGUGCACGAAUUGCGUUUGCAUGCCUUCGCAGAAUGAAGGGCGCGAUCGCCAAGGAUCAGGUCGAUUUCCAGUUGGAGACGGGCAUGGUCACUUUAGCUGCGAAGAUGCUGGCCGUGGGCUUGACCGACAUGGCAUACCAAGAGCUGAGGAUUUUGAAAUCGAGGCUCGAAAUGGAAGAGGUGGAGAGCGAAGCGACAGACAAUACGACGAGAGUCGAAGACCUUCUGCACUUCCAGACGGCCAUGUGCGAAAAGAGACUUCCAAUUGUGGCGAAUUGUCAAGUUCAGACUCUGAAAUUGAUAGCGUCUACUAAAAAGCCGACUCAGAUUGAAGGCUCGCUGCGGUAUUUGAAGAAAGAGUGCGACACCUCUCCCUCUCGAAUAUUGGAGAGGUACGCUGGGCAAGGUCCGAGUGACGCCCAGAAAGCCGCUCGACUGCUGGCACAAUACUCUUCCGCGCUUUUGUCACUGGCCCCGAGCAUCUCGAGCGCUGAGGAUUCCAAUGCUCUAGAGCCACGACUAAGCCCUUCCCCUGCAACAGCUUUCCAACUACAGACUAUCGCUUUCGAAUCGCAAAUUUCCUGGUGGAAACUUCUUGGUCACAAAGGCAAGCCUGAGGAAGAGCUUCUGGCGCCUUUCUCGCGGUGCCUUCGCUGCUUUGCGCGACGCGCUCCGACCGACCCUGCGACAUAUACACUCAUGUCUUCAGCUUUCAGUGGUAUCAAAGACGGCCUGCAAGCUCAAGGCUACACCCUUAGCGACUCCGAAAACUCGCCAAUGUACGUGAUACAUUCAUGCUUGGGAGCUAUGGCGCAUACCCAUCGACAGUACGCUGAUGCUGUGCGCUGGUACAACUCGAUACGAGACGUGCUACAGUCGCCACAGGAGCCGUCCGUGCGGAUUUGCUCUCUCUCAGCCCGGAUCUUAGCAGCCAUUUUGAAAACCGAGAAGUCGGGGGAAAGCGAAGAGAAACUCGUGGCGAAUGUCAUUGAGAGCUUCAACGCGCCGUUGUGCGGCACCGGUGCGGAAGUGAACGAGCUUCUGGAAAGCCUCUCGUUGGCGCGGCGCUCGGUAGCUGGCCUGCUCAUGCAGAACUGGGACAGCAAAAGCGGGAUCUCAUCUCUUCUCAAAGAGCUCCUGAAAAAGUUCUUGCUGCAGUUUCCUCGAUUUGUGAGGCGUUGGCUUGGAACACCACCUUCUGGAGACACUUCCACGAAACAGAUGCUGCAAUUCGAUCAAAGGCGGCAGGCAGUCCAACCAUCUUUGUCCCAGGUCCUCGACGGAACACUGAUCAUCGUCAAAUCCGAGAUCGGGUCGGAUUGGCAGAUGCUUGACGAUGUCCUGCAAGACUGUACGACAUUGUUGAGAAACAGCCACGACCCUGCUCUGCCGCAAGCUAAACUCGAUCAGUUGGCAUCCUAUGAUGUGAAGAUCUCGAGCUUGUACUUCUCCAUCUACUCGCAAUAUCGCAAAACAAUCGAGAGCCCCAAGUCCAAGAAACUGGCGCUGCUGGCAUUGAAGCGAUCCAUCGACGUCGUCCAGGAUGGCACGGCGGAGCAGAGGGAAAAAGCGCAGCUGUCGGUAAAAUUGGAAAUCAUGGCCGACCUGUGCAAAGAUACCGGCCACCCCGAACAGGCGUCCAAGACCCUACGUUCGAUUUGUACAAGCAUGGUGGAGGAGGGAGUCUUGGCAACGGUCUCGUCGAGCCUCUCUAUCAAGUCUCCGCGACAAGCAUGGUCCGAAACUGAAAAAGCAAGUACACUGUCGCGAUCACUCAGAUCGAUCGCGCGACUCGAUGAUACCUGGAAUGAUUGGACCUUCUUCAUGGCCGAAACAGAGCGCGCGGCUGUUCUCGAGCAUCUCCUGCAGAUUAGCGCAGAGGACUCACAAAAGCCGUUGAAGUUGCACGACCCUGGCAUGGGUGCCUUGCUGCGCAUUUACACCCCUGAAAAAUAUCCGAUCCGCCGCCUGCGAGUUUUGCUGAAGCUCUUUGCGCAUCAGAUCGGUCAGAAGAGUGGCAACCUGCGCGAUGUUUCUGCGCUGUGUGAUCAGGCACUGCGCCACACGAACAAGAAGGACAUGGCAGAUGAUGCUGGCCUGUCCAAGUUCGUCCCUCAUCUACAUCUUCUUCACGCUUCCACCACGGCCCUAGCGUCUGUUGAUGACCCGUUUCCUGUGGAAGCACUCCAGACUUCGGUGACAAGCUGGACCGAGUUGUUGCAGGGCUGCUCCUGCGAAGCCGAUGUACUCAACAGGAUUGACGAGCCCGACGCUCUCCUUCGUCAUCUUUUGUCUGUCAACCAGCUGUCCAGCUUGAGGGGAGAGAGCCGCCUGCAGCUCUCUGUUCUUGAGUUGUGCGUCCACCUUGCGAAGCUCUAUGCGGGUCCAUCGAGCGACGAGGUAGUUGCUUUCCACUGCAAGCUCGCCACGCAGUACAUCAAUAUUGGCCUCUUCACCGAGGCAUCAAAGACGCUGGAAGAACUCCGAAAUCUCAUGCAACAGAACCGCCAGCCGGCCCCGAUGACCAUGACUCAGCUCUAUCUUGCUCAAGCCGAGUACAUGGCUGGGGUUGACGAUGCCAAGUCGGCACUUGCUUGUCUUUCGAAAGUGGCUACAUCAAGUGCACAAGGUGCCAAAUCGAGUGUCCAGGAUAUGGUGGCCGCCGCUCAGGCUUCUCUGAUUCGAUCUGGCCUCGCCCUCAGGUCUGGUGACAUACAACAAGCACUCGAGUCCACAAGGAACAUGGUGCGGCUCCUGUCGCAUGAAUGGACAAGACUUGAAGGCGCUUCCUUGGCUGCCGUGGCGGCAGAAAAUCGCACGCUGGCUGAGAGCGUUCUUGGGAAAGCUCAUCCAAAGAUAUCUCGUGCGCCUUUUGGACCACAACUAUGGGCGCUGGCACCACCCUUGUUCGAGAACUUGAUGCUUCUGUCCUCCAUACAUGCCCACGUGGGUAUGUACCAGGAAACCUUGUUCUACUGCGAGACGGCCAUGAGGGUCGCCGAAGGCUCAGGCUCAUCGCUUUUCCUGGCCACAGCAUCCGCUCGGGCGGCUUCCAUCUUUGUCAAGUCGGAGCAAACCGAAAAGGGGCUUGAGCACCUGGGCGUUGCGUGUACGCACAUGCCAGCCCAGGCGUGCGCUGCGCGGGUGAAGCUCGCCAAACAGAUCGCCGAGGUGCAUCGUGAGCUUGGUGAUGAGGUGAAGGUAGCAGAGUACCUGGCCAUAGCUGAGGAGACAACUCGGCAACUUGGCCAAUUGCAUGGUCCGGCUGCCAGCACUACGACCAGAAGGGCACCCGUUGCACGAACCACCCGUGCAACCAGCUCACGGACUGCAGCAAAGGGGAGCACGAAAGCAAGCACUACGACGAGAGCCGUGAAGAGAGCCCCUGCUGCCAGUAAAACGGCUCAAGCUACAGCAUCAGCUCCGCAAGACACUUUCCAGGCGUCGUUGUUGGCCUCUGUUCUGCUGAGUCGCGCCAGUGCAGCGAUGCAAAAGCAGGACUGGAAGAACGUAGCGUCUUCCUUGGAGCUUGUCAAGGGCUUGCCAAAGCUGUUCGGCGCGCUUCGCCAAGAGCAGCUGAUUACGGCCACUCGAUACCUUUGCAUGAGCGCAGAGCAGAUGAACGACGACCCAGUCUUCUCCAUCAUGCAUGAGUCGACGAUUUCGUUCCCUGCCGUGGUGGGCGUCGCCGAGAAAAGCAAGCGAGAAUCUCUGUCGCCCGGGUUUGCUGAGGCCUUGAAGCAAGCUCAAGAGGUAUUGCUGGAGGCACAUGAAUCAGCCCUUGUCAACGGCGAGAACGCACUUCUCCAUCGCAUCGCAACCUUGCUACAAAGCACGGUCAUCUCGCUGACAGCUGCAUCUGGCCCAGCAACAACCGCUGUCAUCCGGUCCGAAUCGACGACUGUGGCUGUCGAGCUUGCGCGCAACGCGAUGUGGAAGCGUGAGCAACUGACCAUCGAGUCGAGCAAAGAGACCAAGGAUGCCCCUGAUGGUGUGGCAAGCGCGUUGGCGGAGCAGCUGGCCGGACUCGAAUUGCAGUCGGAUAUGGGCCGCUUUCAGCAGCACUUUAUCGAGCUGAUCCCCAAGAAGUGGAAUGUGAUUUCCAUGUCGCUGAGCGAGAACCAUCGCGACUUGUGUAUCACCAAGUUUCAGGCUGGGCACAGUCCGUUCAUCCUACGACUGCCCCUGGAGCGUGCCAAUUCCCGCGACGCCGAUUCCGAGAUCUUUAACUUCCAGCAUGGAAGAGACGAGAUGCUAGACGUGAUUGCGAAUGCUAACCGCACGAGUCACUCGGGGGGCGAUAUGACUUCUAGGGCUGGCCGCAACGCGUGGUGGGCCGAAAGGGAGGCCCUUGACGAGCGCCUCAAGGAGCUUCUCCUGAUCAUGGAGACAACCUGGCUGGGUGGGUUCAAGGGCAUCUUUUCGCACCAUCAACGACGGCCUGACUUACUGGCUCGCUUCCAGAGGAGCUUUCACCAACUGCUUGAGCGCACUUUGCCAUCGCGCAACGGUGGUGGCGGCGGACGUGGCAAGAAGAAGGCAGCCAAGUCCACACCAGCCACGCUGGACCCCCGGAUCUUGGACCUAUUCAUUGGUCUAGGGGACCCCACGGAUCCGACUGUUGACUUUGACGAGGCAUUGAACGAUCUGCUGUACUUUGUGGUGGAUAUCCUGCAGUUUCACGGCGAGCACAACGCGUACGAUGAGAUCGAUUUCGACGCCAUGGUCGUUGAGACCUAUGAUGCCCUCCGAGGAUACUAUGCGGCGCUUCGAGCUGACGGAGACGACAGCAGCGCUGGCACUCACACGAUCCUCGUGCUGGACAAAGCACUGCAUAUCUUUCCCUGGGAGUCCAUGCCCUGUCUGAAGGAGCUUCCCGUGUCAAGAGUCCCCUCCUUGGCGGCACUUCGGAGGCUCAUUACCGAGGCCAAAGCUUCGAAGGAUAAGAUGAACGACGGUGGCGAUGAUGUGGCAGAUGGUCACUACAUUUCCCCUCAGGAGGGAGGAUCGUACAUUCUCAACCCCUCGUCCGACCUGAAGAACACGCAGUCUUACUUUCAGUCCUCUUUUGAGACGCUGCCGUCGACAUGGACAUCCCAUGUCAACGUUGCGCCCACCGAGUCGGCAUUGCAGGAGGCCUACGCUUCAUCGCCGAUACUGCUGUACUUUGGACACGGCGGUGGCGCACAGUACAUCCGCGCAAAAAGGGUUCGCAGUAUCCCGAAGAUUUCCUCCACUGCGUUCCUCAUGGGCUGCAGCUCGGCAGCGUUGAACCGCGCUGGAGAAUUCGAAGUAUACGGCCUAGUGUGGAAUCUGAUGGUGGGUGGUUGCCCAGGCGUAGUAGGCACGCUGUGGGACGUAACGGACAGAGACAUUGACCGGUUUGCGGGUCGGUGUUUCGAACAAUGGGGACUCUUCCCACGCGGCACAUUCAAGGAUGACGGCAAGGGGACCAGCGCCUAUGGCGACGAAGAGGAGCAGGGUGGUCACUGCAGCUUGGCGGAAGCAGUGAUGAAAGCGCGUGCGGCAUGUCGGUUCCGGUAUCUGAACGCGGCUGCGGUGGUAAUGUACGGGAUUCCGGUAUAUAUC
This is a messenger RNA of Emericellopsis atlantica, 6146 nucleotides long. Its product is annotated as cell division-associated protein bimb. Lineage: Eukaryota; Fungi; Ascomycota; Sordariomycetes; Hypocreales; Bionectriaceae. Gene Ontology annotation, cellular component: centrosome; cytoplasm; mitotic spindle pole body. The record is from RefSeq and is a predicted model, not a curated record. The annotation marks the transcript as partial. The transcript has 2 exons. Gene Ontology annotation, biological process: meiotic chromosome separation; proteolysis. Gene Ontology annotation, molecular function: protein binding; cysteine-type endopeptidase activity.